GGGGAGGGGGCGGUAUCUGUGGUCCAAGUUCACAUGUUUUCCCAAAGCAUUUCAAACUCUUGACAAGACUGCGACAUGAUGGAGUCCAUCAUCACCAAAGUGACAGUAAGCGACGUGAGGUUUCCCACGUCUUUGGAGCAGCAUGGAUCAGACGCCAUGCACACAGACCCGGACUACUCUGUGGCUUAUGUGGUGAUUGACACAGACUCUGGAAGUCUUAAAGGAUUUGGGUUGACAUUCACGGUGGGAAGAGGCACUGAGAUCGUUGUGUGUGCAGUAAAGGCCUUGUCAGCUUUGGUGAUUGGAAAAACAUUGGAGGAGAUAGUGAGUGACUUUAGAGGAUUCUACAGACUCCUGACAAAUGAUGGGCAAAUGAGAUGGAUUGGUCCAGAAAAGGGGGUUAUCCAGCUGGCAGCGGCUGCCAUCCUAAACGCUAUCUGGGAUAUGUGGGCACGUGCAGAGGGCAAGCCCCUCUGGAAGCUCCUUGUGGAUAUGGACCCAAGGCAGCUUAUCCGCUGUAUAGAUUUCACUUACAUCACUGAUGCGCUUACUGAACAGGAAGCAUUAGAUAUCCUGGAAAAGGCCAACAAGGGAAAGCAGGAGAGAGAGGACCAGAUGCUGAAGGAAGGAUAUCCAGCCUACACCACAUCCUGUGCCUGGCUAGGAUAUUCAGAUGAACAGCUCACACAGCUGUGUUCUGCUGCACUAGGUGAAGGAUGGACCAGGUUUAAAGUGAAGGUAGGGGCGGACUUGGAGGACGACAUCCGCAGAUGCAGGCUCAUUCGAAAAAUGAUCGGCCCUGAAAACACGCUGAUGAUUGACGCCAACCAACGAUGGGAUGUCAAUGAGGCCAUUUCUUGGGUAAGCAGCCUAGCAGAGUUCCGUCCUCUGUGGAUUGAAGAACCCACCUCUCCGGAUGACAUCCUUGGACAUGCUGCCAUCUCAAAGGCUCUCGCACCUUUGGGUAUUGGUGUUGCUACUGGAGAACAGUGCCACAACAGGGUGAUGUUUAAGCAAUUUCUGCAAGCCUCUGCUUUGCAGUUUGUUCAGAUUGACAGCUGUAGGGUGGGCAGCGUCAACGAAAACCUUGCCAUCAUGUUAAUGGCUGCCAAGUUUAAAGUUCCGGUGUGUCCUCAUGCUGGUGGAGUGGGACUUUGCGAGCUUGUUCAGCAUCUCAUUCUGUUUGACUACAUCUCAGUGUCUGCCAGCCUGGACAACAGGAUGUGUGAAUAUGUGGACCACCUUCACGAGCAUUUCCAAAGUCCUACCGUAAUCAGAAAUGCGUGCUACAUUCCUCCUAAGGAUCCUGGGUUUUCAUGUGAGAUGCUGGAGUCAUCGGUGCAGAAACAUCAGUUUCCUCAUGGAGAGGUGUGGAGGCACGUUUUGGGGCAGAAACACUCACCGAUAAUCUAGGGUGACUGCUGAUUAACUAAACAACAAUUAACAAAGGGCAAAUGUUUCAUUUUUCUAGAUUUUUCUCCUCAAUAAGAACAGAAUUGUUUACAAAGUACUAAAUACUCUGAAGGCGAAUAGUUUUUAACAGAAAUUAAAUUUUGUUUGAUUGACACUUUAUCUACUAUCCUAAUUAUAUGACGGCAGCAAUAAGGGAGACCUUAAUUGUAACUUGAAUGACUGACACUAUGGAAAAUGUGAGCUACUUUUUUCUACUUAGGAAUUUGUCACAAAAUAAACUACAUUCUAAUCUCA
Molecule: messenger RNA, 1707 nt
Organism: Hemibagrus wyckioides
Lineage: Eukaryota; Metazoa; Chordata; Actinopteri; Siluriformes; Bagridae
Gene: enosf1
Product: enolase superfamily member 1
Exons: 15
Coding region: 76-1413 (445 amino acids)
Biological process (GO): carbohydrate catabolic process; amino acid catabolic process
Molecular function (GO): magnesium ion binding; L-fuconate dehydratase activity
Source: RefSeq, a predicted model, not a curated record